Molecule: messenger RNA, 534 nt
Organism: Spirometra erinaceieuropaei
Lineage: Eukaryota; Metazoa; Platyhelminthes; Cestoda; Diphyllobothriidea; Diphyllobothriidae
Source: the annotation of a GenBank genome assembly
AUGAAUAACGAUCGCCUGCUCAAGCAGCUAUUCUACGGCGACGUCUUCAUUGGUGGUGGUAGGAAAGGAGGACAAAUUGUCGCUACAAGGACACUCCGAAGACCUCGCUCAAGUGUAUGUAUAUCAACACAGGAACCCGAUAGGACUCCGCACCGGAUUGACAGGUGUGGGCCAGUCAUGGAGACUGAAGCAGCCAUCUUCGAAGCCAACGUGGUAGCCGUUGCCAAAGCAAAGAGCGAGAACCGAAGGACUCAAGUGCUACGAAACAAUGACACCAGCACUCAUAUCCUGUCAUCGUGUCCACACUGUCGACGAACAUUUCGGGCGCAGAUCGGUCUUGUUGAACAUCUGCGUACCCAGUGCAAUGUCGACACGCGCGACUCAUCUCUCAUCUCCCUACAUACCACCACUAGUAGCACCAGUGAAGAAACCCUUACCGACCUGCUUAACACUGUCACCACUGCCUCUACCACCAAUAAUGUGGACUCGAUCCCAACCUGUCACCACUGCAACCGCACUUCUCAUAGCGCAUAG